This is a messenger RNA of Vombatus ursinus (common wombat), 858 nucleotides long. Its product is annotated as keratin-associated protein 4-12-like. NCBI's taxonomy places the organism in Eukaryota, Metazoa, Chordata, Mammalia, Diprotodontia, Vombatidae. The transcript has 4 exons. Bases 1 to 858 code for a protein of 285 amino acids. The record is from RefSeq and is a predicted model, not a curated record. Gene Ontology annotation, cellular component: keratin filament.
AUGGUGAGCUCCUGCUGCUGUGCUCCCACCUGCUGCCAGCCAACAUGCUGCAGAACAGUUUGCUGCAAAACAACUUGUUGCAGGCCCAAAUGUUGUGUGUCCCACUGUUGCCAACCUUGCUGUCAUCCAGCCUGCUCUGGGUCCAGCUGUUGUAUACCUUGCUGCCAGCCCCCCUGCUGCUGGACAACCUGUUGCCACCCCACUUGCUGUGUGUCCAGAUGCUGCCGUCCCACUUGUGAAACCACUUGCUGCAGAACAACUUGCUGCCAUCCAGCCGCUUGUGUCUCUAGUUGCUGUCAACCCUCCUGCUGCUCCACCUGCUGCUGUGCUCCCACCUGUUGCCAGCCAUCAUGCUGCAAGACAGUCUGCUGCAGAACAACUUGUUGCAAGCCAUCUUGUUGCAUGUCCACCUGCUGCCAGCCUUCAUGUUGCCAACCUACCUGCUGCAAAACAGUUGGUUGCCAAACAACUUGUGAGACAACCUGCUGUGUGCCUAGCUGCUGCCAACCUGGCUGCCAGCCAUGGUGCUGUGACUCUAGCUGCUGCCAGCCUUCAUGCUGUCAACCAGCUUGCUGCAGAACAACAUGCUGCAGAACAGUUUGCUGUAAAACAACUUGUUGUAGGCCCACUUGUUAUGUGUCCAGCUGUUUCCAACCUUGCUGUCAUCCAGCCUGCUGUGGGUCCAGAUGUUGCAUACCUUGCUGCCAGCCAACAUGCUGCAGAACAACUUGUUGUGAGCCCAACCUACUUGUGUCAAACUGCUGCCAUCCCAUUUGCUGUGAAACCACUUGCUGCAGAACCACCUGCUGCCACCCAACUGCUUGUGUCUCUAGCUGCUGCCAACCUUCCUGCUAUUGA